Messenger RNA from Myotis brandtii (Brandt's bat), 1699 nucleotides. It is a transcript of the gene CCDC142, whose product is annotated as coiled-coil domain containing 142. The coding region runs from base 626 to 1303 and encodes 225 amino acids. The record is from RefSeq and is a predicted model, not a curated record. The transcript has 9 exons. Lineage: Eukaryota; Metazoa; Chordata; Mammalia; Chiroptera; Vespertilionidae.
GCAGCCUGUGCUCAGCGUCUGGACCUCAGUUUGGGACCCUGGAGGGACCCCGGAGCAGCGGCACCGGCACCGCCGCCGAGUCGGGGAGUGUGAGAAGGAGCUGGCUUCUCUGUGUCACAGCCUGUUUCAUCAGUCUCUUAUCCGGAGCUGGGACCAAGUCUUCUGCCAAGCCUUGGGGUCUGCUGGUGAUCAGAGCCGCCUUUCCUCAUCCUCUCAGACCACCGAACUUCUGCAACAGCUCUUCCCUCCUCUCUUGGAUGCCCUUCGAGAGCCCAAGUCAGGGCUGCUCCUCUGUCAGCCUCCAGGCCCUGUACCCCUUGCCCUGGGGCUCUGCACCUUGCAGACAACCUUGCUCUGGUUUUGGGGCAGAGCUCAGCAGCAUCUGGCAGCAUGGGCCCCAGGUUCCUUCCUGCUCCUGAUCCAGAAGGACUUACCUCCUCUGUUAAAUCAGGCAGAAGUUCUCUCUAGCCUGGCCUCAGAGGACAGCUUGGCCCUGGAGGUGGAGCAGCAGCUGGGCCUAGAAAUCCGGAAGCUGACAAUACAGAUCCAGCUCCUGCCUGAAGAGUCACUGAGUCUCUUUUUUCAACAAUGCUAUAAACAAGCGACACAGGGCUUCGAACUUCACAUGCCACGGGGUCGGUACUGGCGGCAUCGUCUUUGUCCUGAACUUCCCAGCAUUCCUAGUGAGUAUGCUGGGUUGGUGGUCCGCACUGUACUGGAGCCUGUAUUGCAAGGAUUGCAGGGUUUGCUACCUCCAGCCCAGGCCCCUGCCCUUGUCCAGGCAUUGACAGCCAUCCUGAGUGCCUGGCUUGACCACAUCCUCACCCAUGGGAUCCGGUUCAGCCUGCAGGGGACACUGCAGCUUAGACAAGAUUUUGGAGUGGUCCGAGAGCUGUUGGAAGAAGAGCGGUGGGGCCUGUCCCCUGAACUUCGCCAGAAUCUGCUCAUGCUCAACAUCUUCCAGCAGCUGGAUGGGGCCCUGCUGUGCCUAUUGCAGCAGCCCCUGCCCAAGACUCAAGUCCACAGAAGGCCUCCUUGUUGCUGUGCAUGUAAGGAGGUCCAAACCUCGGAAUUGCCCAGCAGCAGCCUCAACAGCCUGGAGAGCUUGGAGCCCCCUCUUCGGCCUGGAGCACCCCCAGCACAGACAGCUCAGCUGCUGAGCAUGCUUUGGGGUGGGGGACCUAGCCCCGAGGCUUACCUGGUGGGAAAUCAGCAGGCCUGGCUGGCCCUGAGGCAGCACCAGCGCCGCCCCUGGUGGCAACUGCCUUUUCUUUCCUGCCUGGAGACCAGUCCUGAACCCUAAGGAGUCUGAUCAGCAGUCAGGAAGUCAAUGCUCUGCAUUUCUGGCUGGGAAAGCCCAGACAUUGGAACUGCCUGUUAAAGAAGCCUACACCUGGAAGCUUGGAAGAAAACAUACGUGAGGACAAACUACACAGCCUGGGCUUACAAGCUGAGAAUCCAGGGUCACUCCAGUAUCUGGAAUCCAGAGUAAAUGGCAAUACCACAGCCUGGAGCCAGGAGGCUCAGGCCUAAUUCCCCAUCAGUGAAGACAUCUCGGGGCUAGACACUGGGAGGAGGGCCAUAGGGUUGUAUCCCAGAGGAAAGGGAAUGAGAAAAAGCUGCAGGAAACAGAGAGCCUAGAUGCCACUUAAGUGUCCAGAGUCAGACCAAACAUAAAGUUAGUACAUCAGGAACCGGA